This is a messenger RNA of Vigna radiata var. radiata (mung bean), 812 nucleotides long. RefSeq lists its product as uncharacterized. Lineage: Eukaryota; Viridiplantae; Streptophyta; Magnoliopsida; Fabales; Fabaceae. Bases 205 to 642 code for a protein of 145 amino acids. The transcript has 2 exons. The record is from RefSeq and is a predicted model, not a curated record.
UAUUUAUUUAUUUAUACUAAGAAAUAAGUUAUUGUGUGACACAGUUUUCUAACAUUAGUUUCUUAGCAUAGGACAACAAAAAUCUGUGUUGACUCCCUCCCUUCCUCCUUUCACCAUAGCAUUAUUAAGAGAGAAACAAAAGAGAGAGAGAGAAAGAGGGUGUGUGUGAUCUUGCAAGUUCUGUUCCGGCAUCACCAACAAGGCAUGGCGAUUUCAGGGUCGGAGACUCAGAGUUCGUCCUCACUGAAAAUUGUGUCUCAGGUGGAAGUGGAGUGUGUGAAAUGCGACUCGUGCGGGUUCACGGAGGAAUGCACCCCUGCGUACAUCUCGAGGGUGCGCCAGAGGUACCAGGGUCGGUGGCUCUGUGGGCUGUGCGUGGAGGCUGUGAAACACGAGGUGGUGAGAUCAGAAAGUGUAAUCACCACCGAAGAAGCCCUGGACCGCCACAUCACUUUCUGCAGAGAGUUCCGAUCAUCCACCGUUCUCAACGAAACUGAGCACCCCAUCUUCGCCAUGGGACGCCUCCUCCGCCGGAGCCUCGAUUCUCCCAAGCCUCUCCGAUCGAACUCCACUGGAGCUCUCGGGGUUAAAGCCCUGCAAUUGAUUCGAUCGGAGAGUUGCUUCUCUUCAAUCUCCGGCUAAAAGGUUUUAGAAAUCUACAACAAAGGCUCUAACACUGGCCCUUUAUGUUUAGAUUGGUUCAGGGAUUUAUCCCAUUAUGACUUUAAUACUAGCUCCUUUUUUCUACGAUCUUUAAUGUAUAUACAGACUGAUUAUCAAAUUCAUAAAUUGAGUUCUUCUUAUCUGUUUCC